AUGAGGCAGCCGGAGGCAGCCGGCAACAGCGACCCCUUGGAGAACUUCCGCAGCCGGCCGGGACAACAGGUCUACCCAGCACCGGCCGAAAUACGACUAAGUCCCGCCGGAUCCGGGAGCACUCCCAGCCGAGCCGACGGGCAACCCGUGCCCCGUGGUCUGCCUGCUGACACGCUGAACUGGCGAAACAGCGCCCCCGCCCCCGCCCCCGCCCCGUCCCACCCACGCCCUCCUGAGACCCUACACAGCCCGGCCCCCCUGGCCCCGAUGCGGCUCGCCCCGCCCCGCCCAGCGGUAGAGGCGGCCGCCGCCGGCACCACCGCCAGCACACAGGCGGCCACUUUCGGGCGGGUUCUUUCACGGUCCGCAGAGGUCUUCCGCCCUCGACCUCAGUCCAGGGGGCCGUCAUCCCUUCAGGCCACCACACCGCCCCCUCGCCGCCCCCCGCCACCUGCCCCCGCCCCCCCGCCGGGCGGCGGGGCACGCCCACCCGCCCGCCCGCCUGCCUGGCUGCCCGUCCGCAUGCACGCUCUCGCGUGCCCUCACUCCCUGGCCCUGGCCCCGUCCCCGUCCCCGCCACCGCCCCCUGCCCUUACCCCUGCCCUUGCCGUCUCUGUCGGAGCCGCCCACGCCCGUCGGCGACAGCAGCAAACGGGUCCCCGCCCCGCACCGCGCGCCCGCGCGCGCGGCCGGGGGAGACCCGCCGCCGCCCUCGAGGCCCGCGCGCCCAAGCCCCCGCCCCGCGUCUCGGGCCUGAGACCCGCGCGGAGGGAAGUCGAGGCCGCGCGGCCCGGCGGAGCCUCUCUUGCUCUCCCCCCGGGGGCGCGCCCCCGCGGCGCGCCCCCCCCCGUGGCUGGCCUAACUGGCGGCACGCGGCCCUUCGCUCGCUGCCCGGCCCCCGGACCCCGCCGCCGGGUGCCCCACGAUCAUGCGGUACGCGACGGGGGAGAGGCGGCGCCGCAUCCGUCCGCCCCUCCGGCUCCCAACCACGAGCGGCGCUCCUCACCGGGCCCGCCCGCGGACGGGCGGGCGGCCGGCUAUCGCGAGCCCACCGAGGCGCCGGCGGCGCUGCGGUAUCGCUACGUCUAG
Melospiza georgiana is the source of this 1089-nucleotide messenger RNA. RefSeq names its product basic proline-rich protein-like. The transcript has 5 exons. Bases 1 to 1089 code for a protein of 362 amino acids. The record is from RefSeq and is a predicted model, not a curated record. NCBI's taxonomy places the organism in Eukaryota, Metazoa, Chordata, Aves, Passeriformes, Passerellidae.